Molecule: messenger RNA, 246 nt
Organism: Plasmodium fragile
Lineage: Eukaryota; Apicomplexa; Aconoidasida; Haemosporida; Plasmodiidae
Exons: 1
Coding region: 1-246 (81 amino acids)
Source: RefSeq, a predicted model, not a curated record
AUGACGUCGAACAUCAUUGAUAAAAUUAUGAACCUGGAGGUACCUGAAAAUGGAAACGCCUCAUUAAACAUUAUUUUUGGAGUGGUAAAUAUUUUCUUCUUUGGAAUUGGCAUGGUCAUUCUAGGUAUAAUUAAUAAAGACAUGGAUGACCUCAUAAUUGGUAUUCUGCAACUGCUUGUUCCGUUGAUCGGGUGGAUCUGGGCCGUGUUCUGGGGUAUCCUAAUCGUUAUUAAAAACUCCAAGUGA